Molecule: messenger RNA, 2504 nt
Organism: Alnus glutinosa
Lineage: Eukaryota; Viridiplantae; Streptophyta; Magnoliopsida; Fagales; Betulaceae
Product: ethylene-responsive transcription factor ERF053
Exons: 1
Coding region: 543-1946 (467 amino acids)
Biological process (GO): regulation of DNA-templated transcription
Molecular function (GO): DNA binding; DNA-binding transcription factor activity
Source: RefSeq, a predicted model, not a curated record
CUGCGUCUCUUUACCUCACACAUAAGAAAAACUCCAGCUCCCCUGCCUUUCACCUCCUCAUUCUGCUCCAAAAUCUCUCCAAUUUCACGCCACAGACAAAAGAAAGCACCAACACCCAACUGGAAUUUCGUUUUUCUUCACUCUGAGCUCCCUCUAUCUCUCUCUCUUCUGCUAGGCUGCUCUUUAUUCUGAGAUUUGGGAUGGGUUACUUGCACAUGAACACUUUUGGUAUCCGAUUCUGUUUUUGGUUCAAUCGGAUUAGCUUUUGAAAUCAAACCCAGAUUCCAAAAUUCGGUCUUUCGUUUUUUUUUUUAUAUCCAUUUUUUACCAGAUUUGGAUCCGGGUAUAUAAUUUUCCUUUCUCUUUUGUGUUUGGGAUAUCUAUUCAUUUGAUUCGAAUACGUUUCUGUUCUGAUACCUAUUUGCUUUGGUGACCCAUCUCAAAUUCUCUUCAAUCGCUUUGUGGAUAGAUUAGCUUCCAGUUGGUCUUAUAUAUUCGAUCCUUGAGAGAGAGCAUAGUGGGUAGCUAGCUAUUGGUUUCCGAUGGCUGCGGCUAAGAACAGUGGCAAAUCCAAGAAGGGUGUUGAUGAAUCACGCAUGAUGGCCAGAGAUUGGGAGAUUGACAAAGGUAAGGAUUUUGAUUUUAGCUCCGAGAGGCGGCGAUGGAAGCCGGUUUUUGAUGAAGCGUCCAUGUCCAAUAGGCCUCUCAAGAAGAUCCGAAGCCCGGAAAGUCAAGACCCAAUUCAGUCCUCUGCUUCUUUCGCUCACCAAGCACCUCCUCCCUUCUCAAUUCCAAGUUCUGCAUCUCCUACUUCUCUCUAUCCUCCUCCUCUUUCAAGAAUCGUGUUUCCUUUUGCUUUUGACGGGUCUCAACAACAACAUUUGCAGCUUCCCCACCAAUUUAGUACCACAGCUCUGCCUAUGUACCGCCCAGCACAGCUGCAAGCACCACGAAACCAGCAGGAGAUGAUUUCUUUUGCUUCAAAUCAACAACAUGGCAUUGCUUAUCCCCCAUUCUUGAGCGGAGAAGCGGUGCAAAAUCAGCAACAACAGCAGCAGCAGCUUCUUCAGUAUUGGAGUGAUACGCUGAAUUUAAGCCCAAGAGGAAGGAUGAUGAUGAUGAAUGGUUUGGGGCCGGACGGCAGGCCGUUGUUUAGGCCUCCGGUGCAGCCUCUAAACACGACCAAGCUUUACAGGGGAGUGAGGCAACGACAUUGGGGCAAAUGGGUCGCUGAAAUCCGCCUCCCUCGCAAUAGGACUCGCCUUUGGCUCGGCACUUUCGACACGGCUGAAGACGCCGCCAUGGCGUAUGAUCGCGAGGCCUUCAAGUUGAGAGGAGAGAAUGCUAGGCUCAAUUUCCCUGAGCUCUUUCUCAAUAAGGAUAAAGCAGAGUCCACAGCUCCAAAUUCAACUCCCUCUUCUCCCCCAACUCCACAUGAAAGUUCAAGGCUAAGUCAGUACUCGAAGCAACCUGAACAAGCUCCAGAAGGCCCUAAUUUGCAGCCUUUAGAUAUGGAGAUGAUGCCACCACCACCAACGCCACGGCCACCGCCACAGACCCGAGAAGAUAAUCCCGACAGUGAUUCGGGAUUCGGGUCGAGCGAGGCCACAGUGAGUGAUGAAGUUCAGGCAGUUGCGGCAGGUGCUGAUGUAGGAGAAGGUAUUUCACAGUCACAGGAACUGGUAUGGGGAGAAAUGCAAGAGGCAUGGUUCAAUGCAAUUGCAGCAGGAGGUUUUGGGCCGGGUAGUCCUGUGUGGGAUGAUUUGGACACCACCAAUAAUCUUCUGCUGCAGUCACAACUUCCCUUUGGUAAUCAAAAUUAUCAACAGGAAUUCAAUGAUCCUGAUUUUCACAGGCAGCAAGGGAACUUAGGCUUAACAUCCUCCUCAUCAUCAUCUUGUCCUAUGAAGCCCUUCUUUUGGAAGGAAUCGAAGGAUCAAGAUUGAAAGGUUGGAGAGUUUAAGUCCACCUUUCCUUCUCACUGGUUGCACAUUUUUCACAAAACAACCCGUGAUUCCAAUAACCAUAUAUUAGGAUCUUUGAAGCUUCAAAAUUCAAACACUCUUUGGCUUUGACUUCUUCUGAACUACUAAACACUUCCUCCCAAAACCCCAAUUAUUCCUUAGAUUCUCAUCCUCCAUUCCAUCUGCUGCAAAAGGCUGCAUAUUUUUCCCGGCCUUUCAGCAGUGACAGCACAGCUCAUUCCUCAUGGGCCAUGCCUUUUGUUCCUAGUGGAAGUAGUAUCAUAUCAUAUAUGUCUGUAGACUGUAGGAAGCACGUUUUAGCUUAUUAUGUUGUUAUGGACAUGGAGACAUGCAUGGAGUACUUGUAGUUGAUCUAGUGCUAGACCAGCGCAGGAGGAGACGGUUUUGUGAUCUCCUUCAACUGGUCGGUCCAUCAGGAGCUUUGUUUUUCAGCUCCCAGGAUGGAAGCAAUUUGUGAUAUUGUACAUUGUGCAGUUUUUUCAGUAAUAGUUGUAAUGAUAGACCAAGCAAUUUGCAGCA